AUGGCCAAAAAUAGUGUCUUUGUUGCUCGACAGAACGCAGACAACCCAGAAUCCAAAGAACUUCUCUUCAGUAAGUCGCCCCAGAUAAACCCGCAAGCCGAUCAGAUUUGGUUACGGAAGUUCGAUCAGGUUUGGUGCACAAGUGUAGUGAAAACGCGGAAAAUUGGCACCAAUAACACCCAAAUUACGGGCAUGAAAUCUAGCCGCAUCGUCGCAAAACUGUGGUCGGAACCCGGAAAGAAUCACGUCUACUUCACAUUCAAAAACCGCUAG
Messenger RNA from Opisthorchis viverrini, 273 nucleotides. RefSeq lists its product as hypothetical. Lineage: Eukaryota; Metazoa; Platyhelminthes; Trematoda; Opisthorchiida; Opisthorchiidae. Bases 1 to 273 code for a protein of 90 amino acids. The record is from RefSeq and is a predicted model, not a curated record. The transcript has a single exon.